Molecule: messenger RNA, 6493 nt
Organism: Lepus europaeus (European hare)
Lineage: Eukaryota; Metazoa; Chordata; Mammalia; Lagomorpha; Leporidae
Gene: ABHD15
Product: abhydrolase domain containing 15
Exons: 2
Coding region: 39-1445 (468 amino acids)
Molecular function (GO): short-chain carboxylesterase activity; monoacylglycerol lipase activity
Source: RefSeq, a predicted model, not a curated record
CCGCUGCAGCCUGCCCGCCGGGGGCUCGGUGCCUCGCCAUGCCGCCGUGGGCCGCUGCCCUGGCGCUGUGCCUGGCCGCUCUCACCCUGCUCCUCCUGCUCGGCCCGCGGCUUGGGCGCCCCUGGAGACGCGCCGUCGGAGCCGGGCCCCGGCCGCGGGCUCCGGGCCAAGACGGCGAGGAGGAGGCAGCCGGCGGAGGCCCCUCGGAUCAGUCCGGCGACGGGCGCGAGCCGCUGCCGGGGGGCUGCAGCCUGCUUUGUAAGCCGUCGGCGCUGGCCCAGUGCCUGCUGCGCGUGCUGCGGCGCUCGGCUGCGUUGGGGCCGGCUCCGCGCUCCUGGCUCUCCGGGCCCCACCUGCAGACCCUCGUCCACUUCGUCUUGCCGGCCGGGCCCGGGCCUGAGCUGGCCCGGGAGUACCUGCAGUUGGCAGACGACGGGCUGGUGGCCCUGGACUGGGUCGUAGGACCUUGCGCUCAGGGCCGCCGGGUCACCGGCGCCGGGGGCUUUCGGGCGGUGCUGCUGGUGAUCCCCAAUGCGUGGGGGCGCCUCACCCGCAAUGUGCUGGGCCUCUGCCUGCUGGCCAUGGAACGCGGCUACUACCCGGUCAUCUUCCACCGCCGCGGCCACAACGGCUGCCCGCUGGUCAGCCCCCGGCUGCAGUCCUUCGGGGACCCGUCGGACCUCAAGGAGGCGGUCACUUACAUCCGCUUCCGACACCCUGCGGCCCUGCUGUUCGCGGUGAGCGAGGGCUCGGGCUCGGCGCUGCUGCUGUCCUACCUGGGCGAGUGCGGCUCCUCAAGCUACGUGACAGGCGCCGCCUGCAUCUCGCCGGUGCUGCGCUGCCGCGAGUGGCUCGAAGCCGGCCUUCCGUGGCCCUACGAGCGGGGCUUCCUGCUCCAUCAGAAGAUCGCCCUCAGCAGGUACGCCACGGCCCUGCAGGACACAGUGGACACCAGCAGGCUGUUCAGAAGCCGCACCCUGCGGGAGUUCGAGGAGACCCUCUUCUGCCACACCAAGACCUUCCCCAUCAGCUGGGACACCUACUGGGACCGCAACGACCCCCUCCGGGACGUGGAUGAGGCGGCUGUGCCUGUGCUGUGCAUCUGCAGUGCCGAUGACCCCUUGUGCGGGGCCCCGGACCACACCCUGCCCACCGAACUCUUUCACAGCAAUCCCUACUUCUUCCUGCUGCUCAGUCCUCACGGAGGCCACUGCGGCUUCCUGCGCCGGGAGCCCCUGCCGGCCUGGAGCCACGAGGUCAUCCUGGACUCCUUCAGGGCCUUGACUGAGUUCUUCCGGAUGGAAGAGAGGCUGAAAGGGCUGAGCAGGCGCCGAGCUUCAUUCUUAGGGGGCCGGCGUCGCUGGGGAAGCCUGCAGAAGCGGGAGGUCUCUCCCUCUUCCAGUCUGGAGGAGAGCUUCAGCUGGAAGCGAUCAUACACAAGGUGAGACCUGGCCUGAGCCCCUCCCCCCGCCUCGUCCUUCAUGGAAGAGCAGAGCUGGGCAUGGGGGUGUCCCACAAAGCUGCUGAGGACUGCCUCGGGGAGCUCCCCGCUCAGUGCCCCUGAUUCGGGCCCCUCUCUCUUAAGCUGGUCUGUGGAAAGAGAUGGAACUUCCAGCAAGCUUGCACUCACUGUGCGCUGCACAAAACUGCCCAGGCUCUCGCUGGUCCAGCACCCAGGGCACUCCCGGCGACUGUCACCAGUCACUGGCUUCAUAAGCCAAAGAACAGCACCUUUUAAGUCUACGGGCGCAGGAGAAAAAUGCUCUUGGUAGCAGUGGCUCCAGGGAAACUGGGUUCAUGCGUGCCAGUGCACCGCUCUGUCCCACACAGACAGCUUGGCGACCCUGGCUCUCGAGCAGGAGCCACUUGAUGGAGAAAGGACAGGAUGUUUGUGUCUCGGCCCCACUUCCCUCAUUUGCUCUGUGGUCGGGGCGCUCUGCUGUGACUGCGUCGGCAGCUGUGGCAGCAGCCCCCGGGGUUGCGUGACUAUUUCAGGCUUGGCCGGGUAUGAGGAGGGCAACAGAGGCGGGCAGUGCAGUGCGAGGUUGACUCGGGGAGAACGUGAGCACCCAUCUGGGCUGCUGAGGUGCAUCUCGAAGAGGAGCUCUGCAAGUCUCUGCUGAAAGGGGGCUUUGGCCUGGGCCCCUGGGAGAGAUGACAAGGGCACUGCAGGAACCAGCGGCGCCUCACACGUGGCCUCAGGACUCUGCUGCAGGCAGGCUCUCCGGCUCCCUAGGACGCUGGCUCCAGUACAUUCAGGGAUUCCUCCGAAAUCGCCCACCAGAAUAGUUGGCCUGAGAUGAGGGCUUUAUUUAAGUCAGUGAAAAGUACAGUCAUAACCUAGCUUUCUGGAGAGUUGUUCCCUCCCUGGCACGACCACUAGCCUCUCCCUUUCAGAGCUAAGGGGACCAGAGAAGACAGAAGCACAGAUCAGCGCUGACUCCCUGAGCGUGCUUUGUCUGCUCAGUUGUGCAGAAGGCACAAAAGCUGUUUUCAGGAUCUGGCUACUCAGUGACUAAGCCGGUGUUUGGUUUCAUGAGGAACAAACACUGCAGGCUGGAGUCAGAUGCAGUGUACAGACUGAUAUACAGAUCCUGCUUUGGAUCGGGCCAUGAUGACGAUGACUUUGGCAAUAGGAGCUCUGGUCCCAUGUGUUGCUAAAAUUCCAAAGCUUUGCCCAAAAGUUUUAUUUUAAAUUUGUCAUUGAGAAAGAGGGCACCUGUGUUGAGCUCAAAACAGCACAGUGCUAUUGAAGAGAAGUCUGUGUCAAAAGCCACCUCCAAGGCUUGGUUUGGCCAUGAUUUCAUGUUUGCACAACGCUGCCCCUGUCUUACUCAUUUGUAUCAUAUAAGAAUCUCUCAACUAACUCCAGGAAUUUAAACUGAAAAGCAUUGAGUGUCUGAUGUACAUUAUACUCUUGUGAAAAAAUUCUCCCACCUCCCUACUUCUGCUCCUCCUCCUCCUGACACACUUCACCAUUUCUGAACAGGAGAAACCGAAAGGAACUGAAAUCUGAAGUUGCUCUAGCUGGUGAACCACCUUGGUUUAAGGCUUGGUGAGGGAGAAUGGCGGACAUGGGUCUCCCAGGCCAACAUCCUGUACAGUGGGGACUUCAGCUGGUUGGGGGCUUGCAGUCCCUCGUGCCCUAGGUCAACUCAGCAUCGACUGCAAAGUGGGAAGCAGCCACGUGGUCUUUCAUGCUAAGACUUAAGGAUCCCUGAGGGUAAAAACCUGGAUAGUUUCUCUGGGCCAGAGACCCCAGGACUCUAGGUUGAGAUUAGCUUUUGGAGAAAUGGUGGCUCCCUUCUUAAAGGAGAGAGCUUGCCAGGGAGAAUACUUUGCAGCUGCUGUCUUCCGGCUCUCAGAAGGAUGGCGGAACAGCCUUAGUGCAGCUUCCCUGGGCCCGUUACCUAACUCCUGCAUCGUCCUCCUCUGUGGCCCUCCUCCUGCCAGGUGUGUGUGCAUUGCACAUCCCCUUAUCUUCCCAUCACUGCUUGAAGACCAGGGCUGAAGAGCCCCUUUUUGCCAAGAAAGCGUGAUUCCUGUUCAAGCAGGAAAAGGUCUGGGUAACCCUGUCCGUUAGCCCAGAUUGGCGCUGCUUUGCUGAAUAGCUAAUCAUGGAAACCAGCUGGAGGAGCCCCAGGCACGCAGUUUGGAGAAGGUGCAGCUGCUUGAACAAAAUGGCAAGUGUGAGUUUGAGGAACCAAGAAACAGCCGAACACACCCCAAAGCAGUGCCACUGAGUGUUUGCAGGUGGAGGCCCCUGUACUUGUUUGCCCUUCUUUUGGUCUCUUCAUUAUUUGAUAAACACCUGCAAGUGCUAAGGGGAAGAAAACAAAAUCCAAAGCUUGGUGACUAGUUUCAGCAGGGGAGACCCAGUCCUUCGUGGAUCAGAAUGCAGGAAGCAGGCAGCUGUCAAGCUCUGGGCUCUGACAUCAAGACCUGGCUAAACUCAACUCAAUUCCCAGGAAGACUUAGUAUGUCCUGUACUUACACAAAGGCUUCCAGGGUGGCUUGGCUGGAGAUGGCAGUGUGAAAAACAAGUCACCCAAUUCUCAUUUAGAGAAGGCAUCACCUCAGUUUUGAGUGAAGAUGUUCUAAGACUUGAUUACCAUCAGAAAAGAGGUCUCAAGGCAGGAAGUGUCAUCUUGGCCUUGCACACAACCUCAAAAGAGCCCCAGUCAGAAACUCCUCUGAACUCCUCUUCCACUAAAACCGCAAGAUUCUUUGUCAGACAAGUUCCCUUCCUUUAGAAAUGAACGUUAGCCUGAGUUCCUCUCCCUGCUAAAGCCAACAGAUGCAGCUGGCUGGUUUGGGAGAACUUGAUGACAAUGCCAGUAAAGAGUAUUGGCAAGUUUAUAGGCAAGCCGCAAAGGAUGACAUCAGAAACUGAUCCCACCAGUUGUCUGUUUGCAGAGAUAACUUAGGAAGGCUUGAGAAGUUCUACGUGGGGAAUGAGUGCCUCAGAAAGGCUUAAGUCCCAUGCUGUCGGUGGGACAGUCAAGCUCGACUCCCCUUGGCACAUACCAGAGAGAUGUGUCAAGGGAAGGUGGCCCUGUCAUCCGAGAAUCUGUGAGCUGAAACGAUGCUGAGCUCAGCUGUAGACUUCUGGCUAGGUUUUGGGUUUGGCUUCUCAGCCUUUCGGCUAAGAUCAAGUGUAGGCUUGGGGUUUGAGGAUCAGUAGACCACAGCCAGGAUACCAGUGGGAGUUGGGAGAUGACAGAUUUUCUAUGGAAAUAAACCUGCCACAAUGAUCAAACCAAAAGAUACCCAGUAAAUAGGGGCCGGCACUGUGGUGUAGCAGGUAAAGCCAGCACCUGCAAUGCUGGUAUCCCAUAUGGGCACCGGUUCGAGUCCCAGCUGUUCCACUUCCGAUCCAGCUCUCUGCUAUGGCCUGAGAAAGCAGUAGAAGAUGACCCAAGUGCCUGGGCCCCUGCAUCCAUGUGGGAGACCUGUUAGAAGCUCCUGGCUCCUGGCUUCAGAUCAGCCCAGACCAGGCCCUGUGACCAUUUGAUGGAAGACCUCUCUACCUCUGCCUCUCAAAUAAAUGAAACUUAAAAAAAAAAAAAAGAUACCCAAUAAGUACGCUCUACUUUCAAGUGCUGAGGAAGAGCCAGUUUUCAAGGUAAGAUAGAAAAUUCACUAAAUCAAUGACAUUCAUCUAUUAAAAACAAAAACAAAGACACCUCUGGCCCCUGCAGCCUUGCUCUGUGGGGAGGCAAUCCCUUGCUCUGGUGAUUACCAGUGUAGACAAUAAUUUCUAUCUUGCCUCUAAGUAGUGAGUAGAUCGCACUCCCUGCAACACUGGAAUGUUUCCAUUUUUCUAUCUCCAGACACAAAUCUGUGCUGUUUGUCUUCAGAGGCCCCUGUGUACUCAGCCGUGCUUACCUACCGUGCAGUUUCACAGCCUCCUGCACAUCCUGUAUUCACUGGUUGUUGUCUCACUUUUGUAGAUCUAGCCUUCUGUCCCCUAAUGCUAAUCAGUGGCAGCUGUUUAAUCAGCAACCAGACCUUCUGCUCUGGGCUAAUAAUUUCCCAGCAGGCUCAAAAUUCCCUGAUCAUCAAUGGUAUCUACAUAGAGAUAUAUGUCUUUCAGUGGGAAAUUCACAUUUGAGUUUUGAACACAGUACUGAAAGAGUAGUUUGGAGAUGUGGGUUCUAGUUUCUACCUCAUCUAUGACUUAAAUGAUCCUAAGAAAAUUAUUAUUAUUUUAAGAUUGGUUUAUUUCUUUGAAAGGUAGAGUUAGAGAUCUUCCAUCUGCUGGUUCACUCCCCAAAUGACUACACUGGCCAGGGCUGGGCCAGACCAAAGCCAGGAGCCAGAAGCUUCUUCUAGGUCUCCCACGUGCGGGCAGGAAACCAAGGACUUGGGCCAUCUUUUGCUGCUUUCCUAGGCCACAGCAGAGAGCUGGAUUGGAAGAAGGGCUGCCAGGACUUGGGAUGCUUGUUUGCAGGCAGAGGUUUAACUUGCUGCACCAUAGCACCAGCCCUAAAAAAAUUAUUCUAGGAGUUGUUCCAUAUGAAAAGAUUGAGAUAUAUAGGCUGUCAGGAGAUAAUGAGAUAGUAAAAGCACAUACAAGUAGAUACUAUUAACCAAGUAGACUUGCAAGUUUAUGUCUUCAUCAAGUAGUUACUCAUUAAUCAUCCCAACACCCAGCACAGUGCCCAAGAUUCAGUAAUGAUGCAGGGGCUGGGGGCUGGUGCUGUGGCCUAGCAGGUAAAGUCACCACCACCAGUGCUGGAAUCCCAUAUGGGCACUAGUUCAAUUCCUGGCUGCUCCAUUUCCAAUCCAGCUACCUGCUAAUGCACCUGGGAAAGUAUGGCCCACGCACCCACGUGGGAGACCUGGAGGAAGCUCCUGGCUCCUGGUUUCAGAUCAGCCCAGCUCCAGCCAUUGUGGCCAUUUGGGGAAAGAACCAGCAAAUGGAAGAUUUCUAUGUCUCUGCCUUUCAAAUAAGUAAAUAAAUCUUAACAAAAAAAAAAAAAAAAAAAAA